Messenger RNA from Bicyclus anynana (squinting bush brown), 6925 nucleotides. Its product is annotated as transmembrane protein 135. The transcript has 9 exons. NCBI's taxonomy places the organism in Eukaryota, Metazoa, Arthropoda, Insecta, Lepidoptera, Nymphalidae. The record is from RefSeq and is a predicted model, not a curated record. Bases 429 to 1634 code for a protein of 401 amino acids.
GGAAAUUGGAAUUUACAAUUUACAUUGGAUUGGCAAUUGGCAGGUCAUUUCAUUGGUCAAUUUGUCAUGAUUGUCGGUCAUUGAAAGUUCACGCUCAACGCAUCUCUUAUUUAGUACUUACUCUUGCAUGUACUUUGAGGAAAUCUUCUGAAUUUCCUCCAGACUUAAUUAAUCAGUGGUUUAGUAAAUUGCGAUAUUCCCAGUGAGGUUGCGUAUCAGUGAAUUAGCCACAAUUUAAAAAACAACAGUACGACACAGUACAGUUUAAUUUUGGUUUGCUGUAGUUCGAUAUUGGUUUUCUAUCUUGACGGUUGUUACUGGCCAAGUUAUACAUUUUAUUAGUGAUUAGAAGAGGUACAUUAGUGCUCGUUAAGUGACGCUCAUGUGUUUUAAGCAGUGAUUAAGUCAGAAAAGUUGAAUCUACUAAAAUGGUUGAGGCAAGCAAACAUUGGUUUCAAAAAGCCUGUAGCUCCAGUGAUUGUCACACUCUGAUCCAUCCUUGGACGUAUAAAUGUAGUGAUGCCAGCAGCAUGAUGCUCAUGAGCUGUAUAAAAGGAAGCUAUAAGUUUUACGCGAUGGUUUAUCUUAUACAAAUACUCAUGAGAGGUAAAAAACUGGGCAAAAAAGAGAUGAUAGAACAAUUUAAGUUAUAUUUGAAAUCUGGUAUAUUUGGUUUAACUGUUGGAAGUUCUUUUGUAACAUUAAAUUGUAUAUUUAGGAAACUGUUCUUUAGUCAAUUCAAUUAUUACACAACAGUGUUACUUCCUUGUACAGUCAGCGGUGUCGCCGUUUACUUUGAACCACCUUAUAGAAGAGUUAUGGUUGUCAAUCUUUUUGUUAAUUUGGUUUUUGAAUAUUGGGCUCGGACUUUAGACCACAUGGGUUGGUUGCGGCGGUCGGUUGGACGAGAAACACUUAUAUUCAUGCUCGGUAGUUCUGCCCUAUUCUAUCUUAUGAGAUUGGAAAGAGAAAACCCCAAAAGGACGCCUUUGUUUUGGUUCUUUACACCUCCGCGUGUAUCCAAGGAAGUCGGAGAGCCAAUUCAAGGGAUUGAGGGCAAAAGUCCGGCGUGCCCUCAUAAAGGACCUUGUUUGAAUUAUAUUUUUAGGGGCGCGGCCCAGUUGUUCGGCGUAGGUUGUCUGAUGACCAUACUCCGGACCAUCGUGCCGCGGAUACUGACUCCGGCGAAGGCGUUGAAAUCUUUGAACCUGUCGCAUCUCAAGCUUGGAUUAUUUUUCGGCGGUUACAUUGGGAUUUAUAGGCUAGUGAUUUGCCUUCUGUGCCGCAAGAACGGUCGGGACAGCGCGCUCUACGCACUGCCCGCGGGCUUCCUCGCCGGCAUCGCCUUCAAAGCGUCGCCUUCCACGCCCAUCGCUCUAGCGCCCGUCACUUCCACACUACAGAUCCUGUUCUCGUGGCUGUACCAAAACGGCACGAUACCCACGAACUGGCCGUUGGUGGAGUUGCUGUAUUGCAUAUGCCAAGGGCUGCUGUUCCAUGCGCGGGUCAUGCACGAGGAUGUCUGCCCGCGGUACAUCGUCAACCUCAUGCGAACUGUCACCAGCAAGAAAGCCGACGAAAUCCAACACUCCUUCAUACAGAAAAUCCUUAGGUAUAAAGAUUUAUAUCCUUAAUUCAGUUUUGUCUUUAUUUACAAAGGAAACAUCCUUUAUGUUCAGGAAAAAUUUAACUUGCGCUGUUCUUUUUCUUUCAUUCGAUCAUUCAUUGAUUGUUAUCUACAUCAGUUGCGGUAUAGUGCGUCGUAAAUUUUGUUGAUGGUAUCAAGUGGCGUUCACAAGGAAUUUAACUAGGUUAUGCACUAAACGUACAAAUUGUACAAAACAGAAAAUUCUUUCCUCAAUCUAGGUUUGUACUUAUAGUAUAAGUACGAUAUUAAAAUAUCGUAUAUAUCAAUAUUUAUACAUAUAAUUAUAGUAUAAAUAAAAAAACCAUGUUAUUUGCAUAAAUAAUCGUAAUAAAUAAAUUGCUCCCCCUAGUCAGAACUUUAUAUAAGUAGAUAUUGUGAUACUUGUUUUUUUCUUUUUAGUUUUCGCUAAGCAGUUGGGUUUUUUGUUUUUAUAAUAAUAUUUUUUUAUUUGUUUGUUGGACUAUAGAGUAAAGGGGGAGGGCUUUAUUUAUUACGGUUUUUUUGUGCAAAUAACAUGUUUUUUUUUUCAUUUGAAAGUGCGGUCUCUUAUAACAUAUAUACAAUAAAGUCUACACAAACGAACCAGCGCAAGUAAGCCCGACUGAACACUUUUAUAUGUGUAUUUAAAUUAUCGUCCGCACAAACAGUUACUACACUGUUAAUACGCAGUGAAAUCGUCUUUGCUUAUUAUGGAAUAUAAGUAAUCCAUGUUUUUUUUUAAUUUAUCGCGUUCUACCACAUCAAAGGUUUUUUUUUAUAUUGAAUACAUUUGUAAAGGGCCACUUCUGCAUUAGACGUGGGUCUACAUUCUCAGACCAAUUACCUUUGUACUUGUAUCGCACUCAAACUCAGUAACAAAAUUGUCUGUCGUUUUUUGAUAGGGACGAGGUAAACUCGCACAUCAAAAAUAUUGAAUACUAAUAAAUAUAUGGUGUGUGCUUACACUACACACAACUAUAAAGUUAAAUCGUAAAACAUACACGUGUUACUUUAAGGGUGGCCGCUCACUGACAAUUUUAAGUUGGCCGAUAGUUGGACGACUUUUUAAUUGUGCGUGUUAAUAGUUGGACGACUUAGUUAGACAGAUGUGCGGGCUGCCAUACCUGUUCUAUACUCGGCCAACUAAAAGUUGUAAGUGAGCGGGGGCUCUAACACAGUGAACCAUCGUUUCUACAGACGCAGUUUGUAUACAUUAGAUCGUGAUCAUAUACUUCUGACAGAGGGAUAACGUCUAGCGAUGCAGGUCCUAUGGUAAUUGGUCUGAGUGUUACUGUACGAGUAUAAUAGUGUUCAUCUAAUUCAGACAAAGCCGAUAAUUAUAAUAAUAUUAAUUAGUAGUUCAUUUCAAAAGCUAAUUGAUAAUUUUUGAUAGUUUCCGCCCCGGUCUGAAUUUAUUCGAGCAAUUAUCGCGCAACUACCUAUAAGAUUUGUUGUUAUUAUAUCUUAUCUAAUAUAGAAGGAAAAACAUAGCAAUAGUAGCGUAAUUUAUGUAAUACUCGUCGAGUCGAUAGUUGAGUAUAAUUGUGUAAAUUACUUGACACUGGCUAUUGUUAGAAAUAAUGACAUUUAUUUACUAUGAAUACUUACCUGAGGAUUCGUUACUUAUGGGCUAUUGGUAGAUAAUCAUUUUUGGUAGGCAAUAUUCUUCUUUACAAAUGUUUGUAAAAUUUUAUUGAUUUUGUGCCUUUAAUAUAACGGGUGCUUUUUAGUGUCAAAUUCAGUCUUUUUGUGGAAAGACAUUAGGGCCAGUGCAAGGAUGUAUUCAUUGAAAGUCGUCAGUAAAAAAAUGAUACUAAUUUAUACACUGAAUUUAAUAAAUCUAAAAAAGGAAGGUAACACAGCGCGUUUUUGCUCUGGAGCAUACAAGAGAACGCUGGAUCCUAUUGCAUAUUAGUUGUGCCGAUAUGCGCUGUAUUUUGCCAUGCUUUGCCUCUUUCAAAAUGAACUUUUCGAGUAAAGCCGAUUCAUACACUAUCAAAAGCAACUAUUCCGAUAUUAUACAAGAUAUCUUUGACGGCCUCCGAGGUGCAGUGGUAUGCGCGGAGGUUCUGGGUUCAUUUUUCGGCUGGGCCGAUUGAGGUUUUCUUAAUUGGUCCAGGUCUGGUUAUUGGGACGCUUCGCCUGAGAUUAGUUACCACCCUACCGGUAAAAACGUAUCGCCUAGCGAUCUUGCGUUCCGGUACGAUGUCGUGUAGAAACAGAAAUGGGUGUGGAUUUUCAUCCUACGCCUAACAAGUUAGCCUUUUUCCAUCUUAAACUGUAUCAUCACGUACCAUCAGGUGAGAUUGCAGUCAAGGGCUAAAGUGUAAAGAUUAAAAAAAACAAAAGACCGGCGGAUGCUCUGGUAAACUGGUGCAGAAGAAUUAUUUAUCUUAUCAGAAUGCGCUAGAGGGUAGAGGAAUAUUUCUUGAUAUUCUCUCCUACCGUCCGGCAGUGUGCGUGCGCCAUUAGGAUCAUUUUGUGCAUGACAUAACAAUUCGAAACUUUAAUGGCUCGAACUUUUAGUUUUAUUUUUUUUAUUUAUUGAAUUGAAUGCCAUCACAUGACAUGAAAAUAUAUAAUGUUUAACGGUUUGAGGCUAGUCUAAUGAUGGUUCGAUCGAUUUGUAAUUUAUAUGAAUAUUUUAUAUGCAAAGGGACAAUAUAAGACUAUAAUAAUUCUUGGACUUAGGAACAAAAUAUUUAACCUUGAGUCUAGGUAAAUCUGGAAGAUGGCUUAAAAGCCGUCAUGCCACCAUGGUUUAAUUCGCUAUGAAUAUCACAUACACCAAUUUUGAGCUGUAUGAAUAAAUAUUCUGUUCUUGGGUCUUCAAGGAUUAUAAAGGCUUAAGAGAAGAAAGAUUUUUUAUUCUAUGAUUUGUAGAGAGAACUCUAGUAUUGGACCUAUACUAAAGAGGAAACGCACCACAUCUGGGGCGGAUUACGUGAUUAUUGAAAAAAAAAACCAAGUUUUAAUAUUGGAAGUUACGUUACAUACAAAAAAAAUCGCCCCGGUUGACGUGUGACCUAGUGCUUAAUAUUUAAUUAUUUUUAUUAAAAAAAUUAUUUAGUUUUAUUUUAAGUAUAAUUUUGACAUUAAUAGUUUGUUCAGGGAACAAUUAUUUUGUAGCACAAUUAAGAGUUAAUAAGAGAUUAAUAUAAGGGUGGAAGUCAACCAUUAGUUGAUAGGUACAAAAUAUUAUUUAAUGACGAUAAGGAGCAAUAUGGGCACAUAUUGAUAGAGCACAUAGAGAUAGAGUAAACCAGCAAUAUUUAUAGAACUUAGGAACAUUAUAAUAGUUGAUUACUUAAGCUAUGUAUUGUACAUUAUCUUUGUUAUCUUUAUGUUGCGUUAUAAAAGCGUUUUUUUGGGACAAAACUCACUUGACACGGACCGCCCCCGUAUCGCCUUGCCGUCCACCCCCCCCACAAUGUUAUUUUUCAUUCAAAUAUCUACCCAAAAAUGUCUACAAGCUAUCGGACCAUAGGAAAUGACGUCGGCGCGCUGCUAGCGAGCGUUAACCAGCCCAAUUCAAUCGAGUUUAUGUCACAUCGUUAAAAAAUGUUUAUUAAUCUUUAAAUACAUAAUAAACAGCGGUGACGGUGCAUGGUAAGAUUGUCCGAAGGCGAGGCGUUUCCGUUUCGUAUCCUAUUAGUGUGCUUCGAACUAUGGAAUUUCAUACAAAGAAUACUGAACAGCUCGAGGCGAAACGGACCGGGUAAGUGUCUGAGGCGUUAUAGUGAGUUAAGCCUUUGUCCGAUUUCUACCGCAAAUCUAUGGAUAACAGUAUCAUUAUUGUACGACUGACACUUGAACAAACAAACAGGCAAAACAUUUUUACUAUACUUUUGACGUUGUUGUCAAAAGAGAAUUCAAAACAUUAUGUGCCUCCGUAGGUGCUGCGCGGAUAGCGCUUUUAUAGCUUGGCAAGUUUGUUCGUAAUACUCCCGAUGGCGCGCGCGGGCCGGGGAGCGUGUAGCGAUGAAUGAAAACCCCACGACUGAUGCACCUCACUUCCCCGCACGCACGACUUCACACCCGCGCAGUCUUCUCCCCCGUCGCCCGCAUAUCAUGGGAGUGUCAUCAACGAACUUGCCAGACUAUAGUAUAAUGUUUUGUAAAAUGGCGACCGCUGCGACGUUAGUUCCAGUUUUGGCCGCCGGGUCAGAUAAGUUUGCGGCACUAUUAUGUGGGUAAGAUUUAACUGUUGCUAUUGUUUAAUAUGCCUAUAGAUUAGAUUAUAUCUAAAUUAUUUUUCCUGGCACAUUCUCACAUCGGACUUGUGUUGUCUAUGAGUGGACGCAAAGAUUUUAUUUUUAGUCAAUAUUCAUCUUAAUGGGAAUUCAGCGGCAGUAGCAGAAGUUACCUAUAGCAGAAGAAGGCGUCUGGACUCUCCACUCAGGCCAAAACACCCUUCCAGAAAAAAAAUCGUGUGAAUGAUUAAAAUAAUCUGCGAGUCUGUGAUACCCAGAUAUAUCUCAUUUUAUGAAGGUUGGGUAAAAGUUUGACAACCCUUGCUCAGGUUCUACCUUAGGGAGAGGCCACUCCCUUAGGUAAUACCAAUUAUUGAGUUUGGUCUUUUUAAGAGAUUGUCAAUUAUCCAAGUAUAACAGUAGGUAACUUUUUAUUUUUUUAUUGGAUAUCAUUAGGAAUCACGUCUCCAGUCGUCAAAUGGUUCGCUUCGUGGCAACCCUUCGCUAGACCUCUUGACAUUUUAUUCGUCCAUAAGGUGCCAGGUAGAUUAAUUUAAAUAUACCCAUGUAUCAUCAUACAUUUAUGCCGUAUCAAAAAUAUUUUAAUUAAUUUAUAUAUCAUCAUACAUUUAUGCCAUUUCAUAGAUAAUUAUUUAUUUUAUUAACCAAUACAUAUGGUGCACAACUAAUUAGUAAUUUAGCCACGCACCCACUGGUGGGUGAAUCCGGUGGGUGAACGGGUAGCACACACGUGUUUAGUAGAAUACGAACAAAGCACACAGUAAAAAUGGGUGACAGAGUUUAUUUAAGAACAAAUAUUUUUUUUUACUUUAUGUAUUUUUUUAUUUUGUAACAUAAUUUAUUAAUGCGAAAGCGGUGUUAUGUUAACUUUAAUUGUUUACUUAUGAUUGAUGUUGGUGUAGAUUGGUUUUAUUUAAUAAAAAAAUUGCAUUCCUAAUAAGAUUGAUUUGCUAUUAAAUUUGUUUUACAACUCAUAUCUGUGGGAUAAUUGAUUGCACAGUACGAAACUUUAUUAAAGUACCAAAAAAUUAGAUACCAUAAAUAAUAUAUUGUUAUAUUUUUGGAAUAAAAUAAUUUAAUAAUG